This is a messenger RNA of Priapulus caudatus, 5724 nucleotides long. RefSeq names its product protein kibra-like. Gene Ontology annotation, biological process: cell migration; regulation of hippo signaling; negative regulation of organ growth. The transcript is spliced from 22 exons. Gene Ontology annotation, molecular function: molecular adaptor activity; kinase binding. Gene Ontology annotation, cellular component: cytoplasm. Bases 122 to 3940 code for a protein of 1272 amino acids. The record is from RefSeq and is a predicted model, not a curated record. NCBI's taxonomy places the organism in Eukaryota, Metazoa, Priapulida, Priapulimorpha, Priapulimorphida, Priapulidae.
AUGCGGUUAUCGCUGGAAUGUGUAGCGACAAGCAAUGGAGGCCGGAAUGAAGAUAUCUAUGUGCAAAUGAGCGGAUACAUUCAGCAAAUGUGACGACGUUUGUCCCUUUUUUAAUAGGAGGAUGCCAAAAAGGAAGAAUGGAGAACUUCCUCUACCCGCUGGUUGGGAAAUCGGACGAGAUUAUGACGGCAAACUAUUUUUCAUCGACCAUCAAAACAAACAAACGACUUGGGUCGACCCAAGAGACAGGUACGUGAAGCCACUGUCGUUUGCUGACUGCACAGGUAACGAGCUUCCAUACGGCUGGGAGGAGGUGUUCGAUCCCCACCUCGGCAUCUACUACACCGACCACAUCAACCAGGUCAAUCAGAUUGAGGAUCCACGCGCGGAAUGGAGGCAGCAACAGGAAGCCAUGCUCAAAGACUACCUGCAGACGGCACACGAAGACCUGGCUGCGAAGAAGGAGAUCUAUCAGAUCAAGCAGCAGCGGCUGUCGCUGGCGCAGCAUGAGUACAGGAACCUGAAUGAAGCCCUCGUCGCGGCCGGCCACAACGGUCUCAAGGACUCGAGGACUAGCCUGUUGUCGACCAGCAGCUCCGGCAGUCACAAGUAUGAUGUUGACCUGCUGCGAGCGGACGUUCAGCUGUCGAAGACACGCGUCGCACGCAUCAAACGCGAGCUGCAGCAGAUACGCUCUGAGAUGUACUACAAGGAGAAGGGCGUCGAGACGCUGGCACAAAUCGAGCAGAAGAUGGCAGCACAGGGCGGUUACUCGAUCGAUCAGGUGCAGGCUAUCAUGGAGGAGCUGAGAGCCGUGCAGCGGACAUUGCUAUCUGGCGAGCGGGAGAAACGACACCUGAUUGGGUACCUGUCGCGGUUGAAAGACGACUUUCGGGGUCAGAGUCUUGAGUCGAUCGGUUCGACGCAGGACGUCUCAGGCUUUCCGAACCUGGAAAAGGCCAGCAUCGCCUCUCAGACGAAUCUGGCCGGGGAGUGCGUGCCGAUCGGAGCGCGGCUAGCCGAGAUGGCUCGCAUGCGGCUGAAGUACGACGAGGCACGGCGACACGUCAUCUCCGUGCAGAGCCGCCUCGCUCAACUAGAGGACCAGCUCAUACCGGGCCAGUCCGAGUCAGACAAGGACAGGUUGCUGCUGGUGCAGGAGAAGGAGCAGCUUCUGCGGGAGCUGCGCAGCAGCUGCCACAAGUCGCGCUCGGCCGAGGACCUGCUCAGCAUCAACACGGAGAUCGCGAAGCUCGAACAAUACCUGCGUGACGCCGUCGUCACGUCGAAUCGUGCCAUAGCUGGCAGAAUCCAGAUGCAGGAGGACCGCUCAUCUCUGUUCCUGCAGCUCGAUGGCGCCACCAAGAUGAUGACUCAGCUGGAGAGUCGCCUGAAGAGUCUCUCGAUCAGCACUCUCUCAAUAUCUUCGUCGAGUUCCAGCAGGGGGAGCCUCAGCACCUCCGGCUCACUGUCGACGAGCAGCAAGGGCUCGCUCAACUCGCUCAGCUACACCGACAUCUACCAGCAGGGGGCGCCGCCGCCGUCGUCGUCGGCGUCGUCGCUCGGCGACUCGCUGCAGGACCUGCACCGCCGCGUCGAGAAGCUGCUGCUGCGCGACUCCCGGCUCCCGGCCAUCCUGCCGAUCCUCGAGCAGGACGCCCCGGCGCCCGACCCCCCCGUCCGGCUCUCGCCGCGCUCCUCGCUCUCGUCCAUCUCGCCGCCGGCAUCGCCGUACGAGGCCGGCCCGCCGCCCAGCUACGCGCAGCACCAGCAGCGACGUGCGUCCCCUAGUGGCGGCGCCACAAACUUUGACGACGCAGCUGCGGCGGCGGCGGCGGCAGCGAACCUCGAUGAGAUGCAGCUCGUCGCCGGCGGCAACGGGGUCGCCGGUAGCGACGGCCGUCUGCUCGACCUGCGGCUCGGCGGGCAGGAGCUGCAUCUUGCCGACGUCGGCACGCGCGCGGCGGCGGCGGCGGUGGCGGACGCGGCGGAGGGCGGCGCACGCUCGCGCUCGACGUACGACUCGGGAAGCGAGGUGCUUAGCAACCCGCCACUGAGUCCGAUCAGCGAGAGCCUGACAGACGACGGCCGAGGGGGCAGCACGCGCAACACGCGAGGCAGCGUGUCGGCGGCGGUCAGCGACGAGUCAAUGGCCGGAGACAGCGGCGUGUUCGAGGCGUCGAACAAACGGACUGAUGAGCUCGAGGACUACUUCAGCCUAGACUGUGCGCAGCUGGAAAUCAGCCUCGAGUAUGCGCAGCAGCAGAGCCACCUGCUGGUGGGAAUCGAGCAGGCGCGCAACCUCUCUGGUCUCGCCGUCGCCGAGAACUGCGAAGUGUACGUGAAGGUGAUGCUGCUGCCGUUCACGCCAGGCCAGCAGCCGGCGAGCGCGCGCACGCCGUGCCAGCCCGACCUCUCCGCGCCCACCUUCAACCAGGUGUUCAACUUCUCCAUGCCGCUCGCAAAGGUCUACACGAAGACCCUGCAGCUCGGCGUGUGGUCGGUGAACGAGCUCAAGGAAGAGGAAGCUGUCGGCUGUGCACAGAUCAGCCUAGCUGACUUCAGUGCAGAUUCGCCACGUACGCAGUGGUACAAUGUUCUCAACAUGAGUAUAAUGCCGAUGGAUGUGAAAGGCCUAGCCCCCCUCUGUGACAGCAUUGGAGACUUGAGCGAGCAGCCUGAGCGACUGGCCGAAGAGGAGGUGGAGGGGGAGGAGGAAGAUGAGAAAGUGAAGGAACAGGGUGAGGAGGAUGACACGUUGAAGGCCAAGGAUGACAUGCUUGGGCGGUUGCACGCAGAGUUAAGAGAACAGCAGCAAGCUCUCAUGAGGCCUCGAAGAAGGCAUUUUGAUCAGACGUCUGCUGCUGUGAAUCUCGCGCAAGAGCAGACAAACGCGGCAUUCCUCGGAGCUCUGAAGGAAGAGUCGAGCGACGAGUCGACCAUCAUCUCUUCGCAGGCGUCAACUCUGACGCGUAACCAAGAGUCGGAGAUGGACAUGUCACAAGAUACGAUGAAGGGGGUCGGUUUUCCUGACAAUGACGAGGAAGAUGGUGAGGAGGAGGAAGAUGAGGAGGAUACGGCGGAUGCCAUUAUGUCUUUUGAUGAGGAGGAGGAGGGUGCAGCAGGUGGAGAAAGCACGCUGGAGUGUGAACAGGAGAAUGGGAGAGAGGAGGAGGAGGAAGAGGUGGAUUACGAAGGCCAAUACGAGACCCUGAAAAUCAGAACAGCAGACAAGGAAACGAACACAGAGUGUAACUUCGUGGUGCGUGAGCACGCGCCGCGGCAGCAGCAGCAGGCGGUGCCCGUCAUCAAGGGCAGCAGCAUCAAGCGCUCGCAGACCUUCUCGCCGGCCGCGGGUCCGCCGUCGCAGUACAUCUGCCGGCUGAACCGCAGCGACAGCGACAGCUCAAUGCCGCUCUACCGGCGCAGCACGUUCCAGCGUAACGCCGUCGAGCGACGCAGCCUGCGGCGGCGGCGCACGCCGACGGUGGCGCCCCGCGUGAAGCGCAGCGAGCGACGUAGCAUGCGCACGUCGCUCGACCUUGAGCUCGACCUUCAGGCGUCGAAGAACAAGCUGGAGGUGAUGAACGAGGAGAUCACGCGGCUGCACAAGCUCAAGCACAUACUAGAGGGCGCCAGGGAAAGAGGUGAAGAGACGCCAUCGUGGCUGUCAGAAAAUGAACAGUGGCAGAAUCUGCUGGCAGAUGCCGCCACUAGUCAAGUACCGAAGACGGAUGCCGAGAAGCGAGCGGCGAAGAUGCUACGGAAACGGACGAGAGAGAUCACGAAGUUGCGACAGAGUGCGAGAAAUGAGCCCGAUCCACAGCUGUUCAGAGAGAAGAUGGCAUUUUUCACUAUGGCCAACCCCACCGUCCCGGCGGUUCCCUCGACAGAAUCGGACGAAGACAACGAAGGAGACAUCAUAAUCGAGCGUUUGUAGGUGGCGCCACCUACCUGUUUAUGGUCAUUACUAUUCUGGGAGCGAUUUGAAGGCAGUUUUUCGAGCAGAUCAAAGAGCUUGCGAUAAUUCUUCCAUGAGUCUGCUGGUUGGCAGCUAAGCACGGUGGCUUCCAUUAGUACACAGUAUAGGAUGCGCGCGUAUGCCACGAGAUAUGCUUCCAUAUGUGAUGUGUCAUGCAGUGCUUCCAGUUCCAGUUUCACUAAUUUCCACGUAUGCUGUUUUCGUAACUUGGGCCGGCUGAACUACCGAGAGGUGUUACAUUAUAACAAGAAACCCGGAUGUUUUACUCGGCACGUUUUUGCUUGAGCACCGCUUAGCAACUAAGUGGUAUCACCAUUAAAGCCGUGCCAUUAGUCGUCUGAAAGCGCCAUCUAUAUCUUUUGAACAAGUGGACACCACUAGUGAAUGCAGGCGCAUCAGACUUUGCAACGUGGACGAUGCAGAAGUGAUAUGUGUGUGUAUGUAUGUGUGGUGUGUGUGCGUGUGCGUGCGCACGCAUAUAUUUUUAUUAUGAUAUUGGCAUCGAGAUCACGGCUGAUGGUUUUCCUCGUGUUAUCACCAGUUGAGUUUCCCAAGUCUUUCACGGGCGACCAGUGAACUUUUGAAGGAUUUUUUUGCUAUGGAGGAAGUUGCCAAUGCCGCCUGUCAGUGCUGGUGUGCAGCUGGCAGGGGGUGCAGGCUGGUAGGGGGCACAGUCUGGCAGGGGGAACAGGCUGGCAGAGGGCAUAGGCUAGCAAGGGGCACAGACUGGCAAGGGGGCACAGGCUGGCAGGGGCCACGGGCUGGCAGAGGACACAGGCUGGCAGAGGGCACAGGCUGGCAGAGAACACAGGCUGGCAGAGGGCACAGGCUGGCAGGGGCCACGGGCUGGCAGAGAACACAGGCUGGUAGCUGGUCCUUCGGUCUGACUAGCAUGCCGACAUUCAUUGUGACUAUAAUAAAAAAACAUGCUGUGAUUGUAGUUUGAAUUUAUACCGAGGAGGAAGCGAGAGUUGAAUGUGAAGCUGUAGUGAUCAACGAUAAGCUAUUUUUACGGAGCGGAAUGGUGAAAUGAUGUUGAGAAAAUUCUAUGAAUCAAAUUUUGUUAUGAAAGUGGUUUGUGCACCAGAAACCACAGAAUUUGUUUAUACAUGUACAGAGCUAUUAAAGAGUUUACUAGCUAUUUUGUGGACCAUAUUAUUUGUGUAAAGUGCCAGACCUUUUUCCGUAAUGCUUACUAGGUAACCCUUUUUACUAAUCAUGUACCAUAGCUAUGCGAAAUUUUAGUUAACUGCAUGUUGUUGUUUUUUAUGUAAGUUUUGACACAUGCAUGUAUGUUGGUUAACGUACAUGUUGUCAGAAAAAGUGUCCGAGCCCUCUUUGUGUCACACAUCAGAGAUUUGUUAGUUUUGCGUGACUCGUAAAUUUGGGGUGAGUGCAACGUUUUUGCUGCAUUUGCUGCAUCCAACAGAACCUUUCUUCAUAUAGGUCAACUUUUGUACAUACGACAAUGUUCUUGUACCAGUAAUGAGGAUUUUAUAUAAACACAUUUAGUGCAGUUGUUUUACAAGUAACAUCUUCUAGUAGUUACUGGUUGUGUAGAGAUAAUUUUCCCUAUUUCUAACCUGACUAAAUAUGCUAAAUGGGGUUGUUUUGAUAGAAAGGCAAUUAGCGACUGUUUUAUUAAUACUCAGGUUACCUUGGUUACCAGAAAACAGAGUGCUUGUAAAUUAUAAUUGUAUUAAAACAUUGAUAUUUUUGAAAAUACAAAACACGAAAAAAUA